UCAAUCUAACCGAGCGGGCGCCACACUGCGUCGAGGCGGCCGUCCAAUCAGAAUGCAGCACAGCGUCCUGAACUUCCGUUUCAGCUGUGACGUCAACAUCAAGUACUUCCAUGCUAAGGAGCGGACGUGGCCCUGCGCUCUUUAUAUCAACCACCCAUGCAGCGCUGCCUCACCCUGACCUUCGCCCGGCACAGCAGGCUCCUAUUAAGGAAUAAAUUUGCAUCUGUCCACUGCCAACAGUCAGCAGCCAUGUCAGGUCUCCUCAUCAACCAGCCCAAAUACUCCUGGCUGAAGGAGCUGGGCCUCUCUGAGGACAACCCUGGAGUUUACAACGGGAGCUGGGGAGGCAGCGGGGAGGUCAUCACGUCAUAUUGCCCCGCCAACAAUGAGCCUAUUGCCAGAGUAACCCAGGCAACCAUGGCGGAGUAUGAAGAAACAGUCCAGAAGACAAAGGAGGCUUGGAAGAUGUGGGCAGAUAUUCCUGCUCCAAAAAGAGGGGAGAUUGUGAGGCAGAUUGGAGAUGCUCUUAGGAAGAAGAUUAACGUCCUCGGAAGCCUGGUGUCUCUAGAAAUGGGCAAGAUCUACGUUGAGGGAGUGGGAGAGGUUCAGGAGUACGUUGAUGUCUGUGAUUAUGCCGUUGGUCUGUCGAGAAUGAUCGGCGGGCCAAUGCUGCCUUCAGAAAGGCCCGGGCACGCCCUGAUCGAACAGUGGAACCCAGUUGGUCUUGUUGGCAUCAUUACUGCCUUCAACUUCCCUGUGGCUGUCUAUGGCUGGAACAACGCCAUCGCUCUGACCUGCGGCAACGUCUGUCUCUGGAAAGGAGCUCCAACAACGCCUCUCACAAGCGUAGCUGUUUCCAAGAUUGUGGCCGAGGUGCUGGAAAAGAACAACCUGCCCGGUGCCAUCUGCUCCAUGACCUGCGGAGGUGCCGAUAUUGGCUCAGCCAUGGCGAAGGACGAGCGGGUGGAUCUGGUGUCGUUCACUGGUAGCACCCAUGUCGGCAAGAUGGUUGCCAUGAUGGUGCAGGAAAGGUUCGGCCGUAAGCUGCUGGAGCUCGGAGGAAACAACGCCAUCAUCGUGUUUGAGGACGCUGACCUGAAUCUUGUGGUGCCCUCUGCUGUCUUUGCGUCUGUAGGAACCGCUGGCCAGCGCUGCACCACCACCAGGAGGCUGAUGCUGCAUGAGAGCGUUCACGACGCAGUGGUCGAGAGGGUCGCCAAGGCCUACAAACAAGUCCGCAUCGGAGACCCCUGGGAUCCCACCACCCUGUAUGGGCCUCUGCACACCAAACAAGCUGUGGAUCACUACCUGGCAGCUGUUGAGCAGGCCAAGCAGCAGGGUGGCACCGUGGUGUGCGGAGGAAAGGUGAUGGACCGUCCUGGAAACUACGUGGAGCCCACCAUCAUCACAGGGCUGGCUCACGACGCUCCCAUCGUCCACACGGAAACCUUUGUCCCCAUCCUGUACGUCCUCAAGUUCAAGACAGAAGAUGAGGCGUUCGCCUGGAACAACGAGGUGCAGCAGGGCCUGUCCAGCAGCAUCUUCACCAAAGAUAUGGGUCGGGUUUUCCGCUGGCUGGGGCCCAAAGGAUCCGACUGCGGCAUCGUGAAUGUCAACAUUCCAACAAGUGGAGCUGAGAUCGGAGGUGCCUUCGGUGGAGAGAAACACACAGGAGGUGGAAGAGAGUCCGGCAGUGACUCUUGGAAGCAGUACAUGAGGCGUUCAACCUGCACGAUAAACUACAGCAAGGAUCUUCCUCUGGCCCAGGGAAUCAAGUUUGAGUGAAGCCUCUGCUGGGUUGUUGUUUAAGCAUUAGAUAAAUCCAAAAGGACAAUACUAACUAAUUAAGUGGCCGUUCAGAUUCUUUCCUAACAAAUGCUAGACAUUCAUCAUUGCAUUUUCACUUUCAGAAAGGUCAGUUGGACAAAAUAUGGAAUCAUUUUAUUGUCUAUGGCUGUAGCAUCAGAUUCAUAGUGGUUUGAAUUGUUUUGUGUUAAAGGUCAAAUACUGUUCCCCCAAAUGUUGGUGUGCACUUUUCUACUAGCACUUAGAAAUGAAUUUGAGUGCUAGAUGACUGUACCAGAUACUUUAUACUGUUUAAAAAUAAAUCUGUGAAUAUUUUGGAAGAAAAACUGGAGUUGAAAUUAUUCAUGUGAAGAUUAAAUCAACAUAGCUCAAAUAAAGGUUCAGAAGGUAGCUAUUAAAACACUAUUUGCAUCUGCUUUACAGUAUGAAUAUAAUGCUUACAUCUCACAUUGUGCUUUCCAGAUAAAACGAUGAAUAAAAGGCUUGAUGUUGA
Molecule: messenger RNA, 2299 nt
Organism: Centropristis striata (black sea bass)
Lineage: Eukaryota; Metazoa; Chordata; Actinopteri; Perciformes; Serranidae
Gene: aldh7a1
Product: aldehyde dehydrogenase 7 family, member A1
Exons: 2
Coding region: 157-1785 (542 amino acids)
Molecular function (GO): aldehyde dehydrogenase (NAD+) activity
Source: RefSeq, a predicted model, not a curated record